AAUCAAUAUUAAGUUUGGUAAAAAAAAAAUUAAUUACAGAAAACUGAACACAAUAAGGCUAAUUUUGUGCUGCAUUAAGUUUAUUCGGCUAAAUAACCAGCACUAAUACAAUGUUUCCUUUCAAAAUCUUUGUUUUUAUUUCUGUGUUGACGUUGACUACAGUAAACGGCCUGAUCAACUGUCCAGUAUGUUCAGAUCCUUUCGACCCAAAUUCCUGUACAGGUGUCCAACACUGCUCCAAUGCCAAUCAUGACAUUUGUGAGCUUCAUAUUCACCUGGCUGAAUCGAACAGGUUGUCCUACUCGUGUCAAACUUCAAACCAAUGCAUCAACCGAGAGUCUCAUCCUUGUAGCAUCAACACGAACGAGAUGUGCACCUACUGCUGUACUGGACCCCAUGCUUGUGAAGUGGAGAGACGAAACCUCUUCUCAACGAUAUUUACAACUCGCCAUCCCACCAAUGCUCCGAAUGUGCACUCAACUCAGCCUCACACUACUGUCAGCAAGUGCAUAGUCUGUGACACCGAGCCGUGUGACGUGUCAGGGCUGCCAUACCUGAGCCCUAUCCAGUGCUCACACACACACCCAUACUGCGUGUCUAAGUAUGAACAAGACGCACACGGACACAAGGUUCAAAAAGGAUGUGCCACUGAGGAGUUCUGCCGCACCUACUGGUGGGACCUCACCUCCCAGAAUACUCAGUGCAUGAGCACCUCUUUCCCUAAUCUACCGAGCCUUGAUUGCACCUUCUGUUGUCAUGGUGACGGGUGCAACAAACCAAACAGACCGGCCCAUAAUACAUUGGUGCAAUUCUGAAAUGCGGCAGUCCCUGCGUUAGUCACUGACAAGGCGCAAAUCCUACUUCUGGCUCAAGUUGUAAAUGUCUUAAUAAACUUGUUUUAAAUUUUAAAAAA
Molecule: messenger RNA, 913 nt
Organism: Biomphalaria glabrata
Lineage: Eukaryota; Metazoa; Mollusca; Gastropoda; Planorbidae
Exons: 7
Coding region: 111-815 (234 amino acids)
Source: RefSeq, a predicted model, not a curated record